AUGCUACGAGUUGAUGAGCUGAUUAGGAAUGCGCGAAAGUGGACCGAGGAAUCAUGGCGUGGUUUGGACGAGAAAUCGAAUGAACGCGCCUACGUCGCAUGUAGUUUUCAUGUAGCGAAUCCAGGAAAUUGGGUAUUCACGCCGUUGAUACCCAGGGAAUCGGCUAAUAUAAUAUACAUAAAUGUGUUGUACAAUACGCGAUCCUGUGAUCAAUAUCAUGAUCCGAAAUCGUGCAAAGAAACGUUCAAUCUUUUCGUGAAACAGUACGAUCGAAAAGUGAACGAUGUGGAUAAGGAUACGUUCAACAGGACGAUCUCUACGUGGGCGCCAGUAUCGGUACUCACUAAAGACACGACUGCGGUGAUUUCUGAAACAACCCAGUCGGUCACCCUGAAUCCUUCCACGAAAUAUGUUCGUUUCGGUUUUGAGGAGAAUGGUGUCUGUGUCUCGUUGCUGACAAUUACGGUAAGCCCUUUCCGUGUUAUUUUGUAA
Molecule: messenger RNA, 492 nt
Organism: Cooperia oncophora
Lineage: Eukaryota; Metazoa; Nematoda; Chromadorea; Rhabditida; Trichostrongylidae
Source: the annotation of a GenBank genome assembly